Messenger RNA from Python bivittatus (Burmese python), 2249 nucleotides. Lineage: Eukaryota; Metazoa; Chordata; Lepidosauria; Squamata; Pythonidae. The record is from RefSeq and is a predicted model, not a curated record.
AACCCCAGAGUUUUGCAACAACUUGAUGAGGUUCUGUAAGGGCAAAACAAAGAGAAAAGCUUGCUCAGAUGCACCUAUUUGCCUCCUGAUUAGGGGUUCCAGGAUUUUUUUUUAACUAACAGUUUUUGUAGCCUGAAAAAGUUUGAAAAGCCCUGGCUUAGAAGUCCCAGUGCCUUCAGUUCAGUGAGACUUAUUUCCAGCCUUGCAACUUGAGUAUACUGUAAAGGCUGACCCAAGUUUGAAUCACAGCUCCUGAGUCUGCACCUCUCUUUCUUGCUCCUGCAAAGACACUUUGCCCCAAUAUGUAUGCUGAAAGUGACUGGACGUUUUGGUAGCGACCUCCCUUCGUUGCAGCUGAAGCCCAGGUCAGAUGCAAAAAGAGACUUUCUUGGGCUUUUCCUCUGACCAGCUGUCAUCUGUGUCUUGCAGGUGAUCAAUGGCCUGAUGGAGCGUCCUGACUGGAAGAGUGCUAUCCAGAAGCCGCUCUGCAUUCUCCCAGGAGGCUCUGGGAAUGCUUUAGCUGCUUCACUUAAUCACUAUGCUAGCAAGGGUCAUUUCACAAAGGAAGACCUGUUGAUGAACUGCACGUACUUCUUAUGCAAAGGCCUGCAUGCUCCCAUGGACCUCGUCUCCCUCUGCACGGCCUCAGGCAAGCGUCUGUUCUCCUUUCUUAGCUUUGGCUGGGGUUUUGUCUCUGAUGUGGACAUUACCAGUGAGAGGUACCGCAAAUUGGGUAAUGCUCGCUUUACAGUGGGCACAUUCCAACUCCUUACCUCACUCCAAGUUUACAAGGGCCGUCUCUCCUACCUGCCAGCCGAAGCACAAAGCCCUGCCUCAAGUUCCUUGCCUCCUACAGGGGCCAAUACCUGCCCUUCAGCUCAGCAUCCUCACCAGGUCUCCACUGCUAAUGGGAAAUCACCAGUCCACAUCCUCCCUCCGCCUGCAUCUUCCCUCCCAAAGGAGGACUCUGUGCUGGAAGACUCCUUGUUGGUACCCUUUGAGCAACCAGUUCCCAAGCACUGGACUGUUGCCCCUGACGAGGAGUUUGUCUCUAUAAUUGGCAUCCAUCAGUCCCACCUGGGAGCAGACCUUGUUUUGGCUCCCACAGCCAAGCUGUUUGAUGACGCCAUCCAUCUCUUCUACGUAAGUGCUGGAGUUUCCCGGAUGGGAAUGGUCAAGUUCUUCAUGGCCAUGGACAAAGGGAACCACUUGGCUCUUAACAGCCCUCAUCUCCACUAUGUGCCUGUGAAAGCCUUUCGGCUGGAGCCCCUAGAGCCCAAGGGCUUUAUGACAGUAGAUGGUGAAGUGUUGACAUGUGAGCCAGUGCAAGGACAAAUUCACAACCGACUAGCCCGUAUUAUUAGUGGUUCCUGAGUGAGGAUCAGGAAGAAGCGGUGAGUGUUGGAGAGGGUUUUGUGACACUAUGGAAAGUGAUGGGAUCUCCAAAUACUGCACCUAUUCAAAACACCAUCAACACUGUUGACAGUGAUAAUUCUCAGGGAGAGCUUGUCUUUCUGUGCAACUUCUAAUUGCAAUGCAAACAGCGGGGGAGCUUGUCUUCUGGUAGUAGACGACAUUCUCCCUCAGCUGCUGUGCAGUGAAAGAGGCAGUUUUAGAGUCCCCUUGCUCUGCAUUGCUCUAGCAGAAGGAAAGUAUUCCUUCAAACUAAACCAAAGCCAGUUCCCGCACCCUUCUUUCAAAAUCAAACCCUGCCAUAGCAGAAAACCUAUCAUCCUGAUGUAGUGGCUGUUUGGAUAAAAAUGGCUCAAUCCUAUGCCACUUUGAGGACCAAUUUUAAAAUUUUGUAAGGAGUAUAAAACACAUACAUGCCUAAAGUUGUGUGAUCAUUUAUAUUCCUAUGGAGAAAUGAAAUAAAGAUUUAUUUUGAAAAAGAAAAAAAAGUAAAACUAGAUGUUUGUAAUCUUGAUGCUGUGAUUUUGGAUCACUUUUAUUGGAAGGCAAAGUACUUAAUGUAACAUUUAGCCAACUUUAUCAUUCAACUGCAGAUAGAUAAUUGAAACAGCCCUCCAACUUUCUCCAGUACAGUACACUUCUCCUUCAAUCAGAUGCAUCUUUGAUUACCAAUUCAUAGUUUAUUUGCAUAAAAGUCCAAAGUGGCACCUUUAUGUGGUCAUCUUCCUUGCAUAUAUUCCUGAUUAACAUUUAUAGUACACAUUCCAUCUGACAAACUAAUUAGACUGUUAUAGACGGUUGCCAAAAAUGGAGGGAUAUGCGGCCAGCUUUUUUCC